GGCGUCUCCCUCCCUUGCUCGCAUCGUUGCAAAGUUUUUCCCCUGCGGCCUGCGGCCUUCCUCCCGACCGCUCGCCCGCUGCCUGCCUGCCUCCCUUCCAGUCUAGGGUUUUUACCUUUCACCUCUCGCCUCCCUCCGUCCGAGCCUUCGCCGUCUCCGCAGUGUGCCCGCGCCGAAAGGGGACAAGGAGGUUUUAGGAGUACGGCUGUGAGAGAGGGGAGAAGGAGAGAUGACGAGGCCCGUGUUCUGUGGCAACUUCGACUUCGACACGCGCCAGUACGACCUGGAGCGCCUCUUCUCCAAGUACGGCCCUAUCCGCCGCAUCGACAUGAAGUCCGGCUAUGCUUUUAUUUACUUUGAAGACGAGCGUGAUGCAGAGGAUGCGAUAAGGCGGCUUGACAACGUGGCAUUUGGUUAUAAUAGGCGCAGGCUCUCUGUAGAAUGGUCAAGGCAAGUUGAACCAGUGCCAAGGAGCCGUGACAGACCUACUGGGGAUGUAAAGCCGACAAGAACUCUCUUUGUUAUCAACUUUGACCCCAUCCGCACUAAAGAUCGAGAUAUUGAGAGGCAUUUUGAACCUUAUGGCAAAAUUACGAAUAUCCGUAUUCGUAGGAAUUUUGCGUUUGUAAAGUAUGAGACACAAGAGGAAGCGACUACCGCUGUCAAGAACACUGAUAAGAGGUGCUAUUACUUUAUAUUGCUGCGCAGCACGAUAUUGGACAGGGUUGUGACAGUUGAAUAUGCCUUCCGGGAUGAUGACAAUGAGAGAGAGGACAGAUAUGGUAACCCCAAGCGAGGUGCUCCUGACAGACGUCGCGGCAACCCAUACAUGCGCUCACCUAGCCCAAGGUACCAAAGGGACUACAGUCCAGAUUACAAUCGACAUGGACGUAACCCUGGGUAUGGUCGGGGUGAUGGAGCUAUGUACAAUAGGAGAAGCCCUGUUUAUGAUCGUUACAACAGGAGCAGAAGCCCUGUUUACGAUCGUUAUGAUAGGAGAAGAAGCCCUGGUUAUGGUCAAUACUAGUUGGCCGAUUCUGAAUCCAGUAAGGAAGUAGUUCCGUGGAAGAAGUGGUUGACAACAUCAUCUUGCUGUGCCAAGUAUUCCCGGAGCUGUCUUUGGCGGCGCAAAAGAGUGAGAGAAUGUAACGUGAUGGUGUAGUUCCUGUUGUUGAUAGGAACGCCUUUUUAUUCAAGAAGAUUGGAUACAUCAAUGGAUGCUUGCCCAUUGCCUCCCUGCUGAUUUCGAGUAUCGUUCGUGGCCCCAUACUGAAAAUGUAAUGGCUCCAACUCUCAGUUCUGAGGUAGUGAUGUGUGUGAACUAGUUUCAGUGGUGAUCUGUAUCUGCAUUCGGCAAUCAGAUAUUUAUGUUUGUUUUGCUGUGCUUGGUGGCA
Molecule: messenger RNA, 1394 nt
Organism: Phragmites australis (common reed)
Lineage: Eukaryota; Viridiplantae; Streptophyta; Magnoliopsida; Poales; Poaceae
Product: serine/arginine-rich splicing factor RS31-like
Exons: 6
Coding region: 230-1027 (265 amino acids)
Biological process (GO): mRNA splicing, via spliceosome
Cellular component (GO): nuclear speck
Molecular function (GO): RNA binding
Source: RefSeq, a predicted model, not a curated record